This is a messenger RNA of Trichophyton benhamiae CBS 112371, 123 nucleotides long. RefSeq lists its product as uncharacterized. NCBI's taxonomy places the organism in Eukaryota, Fungi, Ascomycota, Eurotiomycetes, Onygenales, Arthrodermataceae. Bases 1 to 123 code for a protein of 40 amino acids. The record is from RefSeq and is a predicted model, not a curated record. The transcript has a single exon.
AUGUCUACCGGAGCACCUGAACGCCUUGGUAUAUAUCGUGAUGCCGACGAGGAAAUGGAAGAGCCAGAAGAGAAGAAACGGAUCGAGAGAGAGAGAGAAAGGGGGAAAAAAGGGAAGAGAUAG